CCCGCUCCCCCCAAGCCUCGAUCUCUCCUCCUCCCUCCCGCAACGACCAACGACGACCCCCAUGCCCAUAGCCAUGCAGCCCGCGCACGCAUCGUCGUCGCCGGGGGAGGGGGACGACAACCAACCGCUGCCGGAGCCCGACAAUCCUACGGCGGCCAACGCGGAUGCGGAGAUGAAGGAAGUUACGGAGGAGGAGGCGCCUGCGGCGGUUGAGGUCCAGGAGGAGGUCAAGAACCAAGAAGAGGAAGAUGGGGACGAGACCAAGGGCGAGGAGGAGGAGGAGCAGAGCGGCCGGGGCAAGAAGCGAGGGAGGGGCGGCGGCGGGGCCAGGGAGCUGCAGGUCAUGGUGAAGCGGGAGCUGCUCGCCGCCUGCAUGACGUGCCACAUCUGCAACCGCCUCCUCCGCGACGCCACCACCAUCUCCGAGUGCCUCCACACCUUUUGUAGAAAGUGCAUAUACAAGAAGUUCAAUGAUGAGGAGGUAGAAUCCUGCCCAAAAUGUGGGAUUGAUCUCGGCUGCACUCCAGUUGAGAAGCUUAGAGCUGAUCACAGUCUACAAGAUGUAAGAUCCAAAAUUUUCCCAUUCAAACGCAAGAAGAUCAACGCUGAAGAUGCUGCAUCUCCUAUUUCACCUCCCAAUAAAAUAAAAGAGAGAUCUAUCUCUUCAUUAGUGGUGCCUACACCUAGAUUAACACCGACAGGAUCGACUGGGCGGCGGUCAAGGGUAGUUACCAGGAAAGCUGCUGCUGCCUUGCGUGGAGUUGGUCCUACUACUGACAAUCCUGUGAAAAAGGAAAAUGAUUCCAGUGACAAGAAUGCUCAUAGCUCAAGCGUGCCUGCUAAUUUGGGCAAAGUGCCGAAAACAAAAAGACAGAUUUUAUCAACUGAGGACACACCAAACCAUUCCUCCACUAAAGAUACUGAAGAUGAUAGUAAGGACAUGGCAGAUAACGCCGAGCUCUGGAGACCUUUGAAUUGUCUGGUAGAAGCUGCAAACAGGACAAAGUCCAUUAGGUCGAGUUUACAGAGUUCAGCUGUUAAAAGAGAGAAGCUUAAUGGUUCUCCCAGUAGUACAUAUGGUAACAAAACAAAGCUAAAAGAGCAUCUGAAGAAAUCCAAACUGGAGGAUGAUAAGAAAGAUGCUCCAGUUACACCAGCGAGACUAAAUAAGAAACUUCAAGGGACUGUGCGGAGAAAGAGAGGACUUCGAGCCCCGGUAGAUGUGAAACCUGAUGGUGCACUUACGCAGAACAUGAAGAGAUUCAGCUCCAUAUGGUUUUCGUUGGUUGCCUCAUUCGAACAGAAAGGAGACCCGCCUUUGCCACAGAUUUCUUCACACUAUCUGCGCAUAAAAGAUGCGAAUAUACCUGCUUCGUCUAUCCAAAAGUACCUGGUGCAGAAACUCAGUCUCCCGAGCGAGUCCGAGGUAGAAGUAAAUUGCUGUGGGCAGCCAGUGGACCCUGCACAACCUCUGCGCAAUUUAGUAGAGCUGUGGCUGAAGGGGCGAUCGACGCAGGCAACACAGGCCACCGUAGGCUCCCCUGCAGAAGAUUUCGUAAUGGUGCUAACCUACGGACGGCCGAAGGCCAUGGCAUCAUGAGUACACCGCGUAUAUUUCAACCCAUUUGGCCAUUUCCUUUCGACUUAAGGUGGGGUCCCAUUGAUUCUUCUAUAGCCAGCCAUUUGCUGGGCCGAUGGAAGAGGCCAUCGGAAGAUGAACUCCCCGCUGAUACAUAGCCGCCUCGCAUUGUGGCUGGCUCCCGAGGCAGCCAGCCCUCGGCGACAUAUUCAUGUAUUCAUUGAUGUUUGUAGAUGCUGCUGCUGUUUGAUUCUAUUAUGAUGUAUUUUUUUCUCUUAUUUAUUUAUUAUACACCAAAGAUAGAUGAAAUGUGAUGU
Lolium rigidum is the source of this 1896-nucleotide messenger RNA. RefSeq names its product E3 ubiquitin protein ligase DRIP2-like. The coding region runs from base 62 to 1600 and encodes 512 amino acids. NCBI's taxonomy places the organism in Eukaryota, Viridiplantae, Streptophyta, Magnoliopsida, Poales, Poaceae. The transcript is spliced from 7 exons. The record is from RefSeq and is a predicted model, not a curated record. Gene Ontology annotation, molecular function: ubiquitin-protein transferase activity.